AUGAAGGUGUUUGGUUCGGAGACACUCAAGGCUUUUUUGUGCGAUGAGAAAUGCUUUGUUGUAAAUAGAAAGGAGGAGUCGAUCGAACGAACGAUUCAGUGUGCUUCUGAAGUAUUAAUGGGAGUGUUCUCGAUAGAUUCCAAAUAUCUCAUCCUAACAACCGUUUUAAAAACCUUGGAGGUUUAUUUGGUGGAAUCGGGAGAGCAGAUUGCGAAUAUAAAAUUGGAGAAGAAAUGUUCAGCUGUGCUUACUCAGCUUCACAAUGGGAAGGAAUAUCUGAUCAUUGGAGACAAAGUCGGUGAUGUGAUCGCUUUCGAUCUGCCUUCUCUCCAAAAGAAGACUUACUUGUUAGGUCAUUGUGCCACGGUGAUCACAGAUCUCGUUAGCUUUGGAAAUUAUCUAGCAUCGAGCGACCGUGAUGAAAAGGUGUUCAUUAACCACUUCCCUCAGACGUUCAACAUCCAGUCGAUUUGCGUUGGUCACAAGCAAUACGUUAGCUGUAUUGCGAAUGUAGCGGGCUCUCUCAUUUCUGGCAGUGCGGACGGAACUCUUCGCAAGUGGGACAUCGAAUCGGGAACUUGCCUCCAAACAUGGUAUUUAGACGAAUUGCUUAAAAUCGAAAGUGAAGAAGAAGUCUUGUUGAUUCCCUCCCAAAUCCUUCCUCUGCAAAAGACCCAGUUUGCUGUUAUUGUUGAAGAGUAG
Molecule: messenger RNA, 702 nt
Organism: Blastocystis hominis
Lineage: Eukaryota; Bigyra; Opalinata; Blastocystidae
Exons: 4
Coding region: 1-702 (233 amino acids)
Biological process (GO): RNA (guanine-N7)-methylation
Cellular component (GO): tRNA methyltransferase complex; nucleus; cytosol
Molecular function (GO): tRNA (guanine(46)-N7)-methyltransferase activity; protein binding
Source: RefSeq, a predicted model, not a curated record